Tachyglossus aculeatus (Australian echidna) is the source of this 558-nucleotide messenger RNA. It is a transcript of the gene HCST, whose product is annotated as hematopoietic cell signal transducer. Gene Ontology annotation, cellular component: membrane. Gene Ontology annotation, molecular function: phosphatidylinositol 3-kinase binding; signaling receptor binding. The coding region runs from base 56 to 442 and encodes 128 amino acids. Gene Ontology annotation, biological process: positive regulation of phosphatidylinositol 3-kinase/protein kinase B signal transduction; regulation of immune response. The record is from RefSeq and is a predicted model, not a curated record. The transcript is spliced from 2 exons. Lineage: Eukaryota; Metazoa; Chordata; Mammalia; Monotremata; Tachyglossidae.
UCUCUCCUUGCGUGCACGUGCGGCCGUAUGGGGGCAACUGAGUGUGGGCCCCUACAUGCGAUUGUGUGUGUCCCUGUGUGAUUCUUCUUCCGGUGCCUGCGCAUGGGACCCUGACGGGCUGAAUAACUGCGAAUAUCCGCAGCCCUUGGUCUCCCUGGUGGCUGGUAUUUGCCUCGAGUCCCAUGUCGUUCCUGGCCUCGCUCUCCCUCUCAUUCCCUCUGCCUCUCUCUCUAUCUCUCUAUCUGUCUCUUCCCUAGGCCUCUGCAGCCUCUGUUCUCCUCUCGAUCUCCCGCUAAUGAUCGGCCUCGUGCUCGGGGACGCGCUGGUCACCUUGGUCAUCGUGGUCUCCGUUUACUUUUGCACCCGGAGGGCAGGCGGGAGCAGCGGGGACGCGCUCCCUGAGGACACCAAAGUCUAUAUGAACAUGCCGGGACGGGGCUGACGGGCUCAAUCAGCGGGCCGAGGGCCGACGCCCGCCGGAAACGGUCCUCCCUGGAGUGACAAUCUUCUACCCUGCUGCUCUCCGGGUCUGUGUCAUAAAACCCCUUGCGGCCUCGG